AUGGUGCCGGCUCGGCCGGGCCUGGUGGUCGCUAUGGUAACUGGGGGCGGGUCGCAGGGUCUCGGCAGCGGGGCGCAUGCGCGCGGGGACUCCUGUGUGCGCCGCGCGGCCGCGGGCCCCUCAGCUCCCCUCGACAUGGCGCUGAGGCGGCGGCUAGGACUCCGGCUGUGCCCCCGAUUGCCCGACUUCUUCCUGUUGCUGCUUUUCAGGGGCUGCUUCAUAGGGGCGGUGAAUCUCAAGUCUAGCAACAGAAACCCAGUGGUACAGGAAUUUGAAAGCGUGGAAUUGUCAUGUAUCAUUACGGAUUCGCAGACAAAUGACCCCAGGAUUGAAUGGAAGAAAAUUCAAGAUGACCAAACCACAUAUGUGUUUUUUGACAACAAAAUUCAGGGAGACUUGGCAGGUCGUGCGGAACUAUUAGGGAAAACUUCCCUGAAGAUCUGGAAUGUGACGCGGACAGACUCAGCCCUUUAUCGCUGUGAGGUUGUUGCUCGAAAUGACCGCAAAGAAAUCGAUGAAAUUGUCAUUGAGUUAACUGUGCAAGUGAAGCCAGUAACCCCUGUCUGCAGAGUACCAAAGGCUGUGCCCGUAGGCAAGACGGCAACGCUGCACUGCCAGGAGAGCGAGGGCUAUCCCCGGCCCCACUACAGCUGGUAUCGCAACGAUGUGCCACUGCCCACAGAUUCCAGAGCCAAUCCCAGAUUUCGAAAUUCCUCAUUUCUCUUAAACUCUGAAACGGGCACUCUGGUUUUCAGUGCUGUUCACAAAGAGGACUCUGGGCAGUAUUACUGUAUUGCUUCCAAUGACGCAGGCUCAGCCAGGUGUGAGGAGCAGGAGAUGGAAGUCUAUGACCUGAACAUUGGCGGUAUUAUUGGCGGGGUUCUGGUGGUCCUUGCCGUACUGGCCCUGAUUACUUUGGGCAUCUGCUGUGCAUACAGACGUGGCUACUUCAUCAACAAUAAGCAGGAUGGAGAAAGUUACAAGAACCCAGGGAAGCCAGAUGGAGUUAACUACAUCAGGACAGAUGAAGAGGGCGACUUCAGACACAAGUCGUCGUUUGUGAUCUGAGACCUGGCGGUGUGGCUGAGAGAACAUGCAAAUACCUCUGCUAGGAACUCCUGUCAAGGGCCGCCGUGAGCCGGGUGCGCUUGGACAGAGCUAGACACUCAUGCAGAAGCUUUUUGUUUUGGGCAAAGUUGACCACUACUCCUUUCUUACUCUUUAACAAGCCACAUGAAUAAAAGAAUUUUCCUCAAGGUGGACACAGUAACCGUAAGGAAAAGAAACUGAAAGUGUUCACUGAGUUGGAUUCCCAGUCUAUUGGUGGCCUGGUUCCCACAUAAGUGUUAGGGUGAUCUUAUAGAUCUUGUCCACACAGACUCUCCUGUGCCGGGCGCCGUGGACCUGUGAAGCCAAUUUGUUCGCCACUGAUCGUUCGCCGGCCAGGAGAAGCGCCGUGAGGUGACGCAGCAGCAGUGCAGCCCCAGCAAUGUGAAUGACCCGGUAGCUGCAGAGUUUGCAUCAGUGAACCCAGAAGAGGCUUUUUACACGGUGACCUUGUUCCACUGGCCCACAGACCCCACUGCAGUUCCUUCUUACAGGCUCUCUUGAUUAGUGUCGUGUCCAUCCUGGGGAAUCUUUUUGGAUCAGGAUUUUAUUAAAAAACAACCAAAAUAAGGAAGGUAAAUUGCUUGCUGGAAGAGGGAUCUUCUUACCUGAGGAACCCUGCUUGUCCAAGAGGAUAUCAGGAUUUAAGGAAAACCUUUCUCUUAGGCUAAGUCAGAAAUGGUACUGAAAUAUGCUUUUCUAUGGGGUGUUGUUUAUUUUAUAAAAUUUUACAUUCUAAAUUUUUGCUAAGGAUGUAUUUUCAUUAUUGAAAAGAAAAUUUCUAUUUAAACUGUAAAUAGAUUGUCAUAUAAUGUUAAAUAACAUAUUUUUUUAAAAAAGUUCAACUUAUGGUAAAAGUUCCAAGCUCCUAGUGUUAAAUUGGGAAAUAUCAGCAAUUAAGAGUAUUUUACCCAAUAGAGGCUUACUGGAACAUUCCUUUUUCCACAUAAGUUUUAGCAUUUUUCACAAGAGAACUUAAUACUGUCUAUACAUCAGACCAUUGUUGCUUAGGAAACCUUCAGAAAUUCCAGUUGAGCAAUGUUGACAUGUUUGCAUCUCUCCAAAAGAAACCCAAGUAGCUCUCAGGUUAGCUUUGAAAUGCCUUUUCCUGAGAUUACCAAAAUUACCUAUGCCCAGAGACCAUGCAGAAGCUGUUAGACGUGCACACACAACCACAUCAGUCACCUCCUGGGCUUGUGCCAGUGCCACCACUCUAGGUCACUACUGCCGCCUAACUUCCAAGUGCUGGGUAGAAUACCCACUGCCACCUUUAAAGCCUCGACUGUGGCUUCGUGUCCUGAUUAGCUUUACUGUAAGUGUUGUUGUUCAAGUGCCACGAGGCACUUGGUUCACUCCAGGACAGUUCGAAGGUGGACACCUCAGAAAAGUGGGUGUCUUCCACGUAGCAUCCCACCUUUGGGUUCCUGUGACAGGCCUCUUUUCGGUUGUGGAUGGCUCACAAAACAAAGCAGCUACUGCUAUUUGUUUUUAAAGUUCAUUUUAAUAAUUUGUGUAGUUCUUUAGUACUGUCCAGGGCCAAAGGCAAUUUUAUAAUAAAAUCUGUCAACUACAAUAAUACUGUUAGAAGAAAAUGAAUCCCACUGUUCCUCUUUGCCAUGUAGAAAGCAGCCAGCACUGCAGGUUCUGCCUCCUCCCUAACAAACUGUCCUGUGGCGGCCAGGCUGGCCUUUUGGAGAAUGUCAGGUGGUACAGCGGGUGGAAAGCCUGGUGGGAGGGAAGUAAAAUGCCUGAAUCAAAAGCAGGUUUCUCAUUUUGAUUUUAAAUUUUUUAUCUACCUGGGACAGUGCUGCCUUUGUGGGGGGCAUUAGAAACAUCAUCCAGAAGCCUUUGUUCUUUAAGAGCAGAUGUUCUUAGUCCCAGAUACAUUGCUGUGUUGGACCCAGGAUGUGACGUGGUUUGAAGCAAGGAGCGUCUCAGGAGCACCUCAUUCCGCCGUGUGCCUGAAGGAUGGUUUUCAUGUAGGAGAGCCUAGUUGCUUUGUGAUUCAGCUCUCAGUGUCUUAAUUUUUUGUACUUUGACAGUUUUUUUUAAUUGAAUACUUGAGAUUAUGUUGACUUUUCUUUUUUAAGUUACGUGAAAUACUUGCUAGGGGAUAUUUGGCAGAGCAGUAGGCAACUCUUCAGCAGUUGCUCAAUGCUACCUGUCUGCUUUUACAUCGGCAUCUCGAAUGCUUACAAUUAAGACUCUCCCUUCAUCUUUUCAUCUUGGUAGAAAGGGAUAGCUCCCCAAUCUAACUCUGGGGGAAUAACACUCCAGCCUCCUUCUUGGUUGUCAUAGUGAUAGGGUAGCCUUUCUCAUAUCCUAAAACCUUUUACCCUAGUGCCACGGGAACUGGGUCUGACAACAUAGAGAGAAAUGGAAAGUGGGGCCUGGGAAGUAGUUGCCUACGACUGACUGUAAGACUGUAGAAGGAAAGGAACAGUCAUGUACUGGAAGGUGUGACUGUCACCGAAGACUCAAGAGGCCUGUACGAGGCUGUGACUCUGCCUUUGGUAUGGAUGCUGCUGUACAUAGAUGUUACGGACUUGUACUAACACACCUGUAAUUUGGUAUUUGUUAAACCUCAUUUAUAAAAGCUUUUAAAAAUA
Molecule: messenger RNA, 3716 nt
Organism: Lemur catta (Ring-tailed lemur)
Lineage: Eukaryota; Metazoa; Chordata; Mammalia; Primates; Lemuridae
Gene: JAM3
Product: junctional adhesion molecule 3
Exons: 9
Coding region: 1-1068 (355 amino acids)
Biological process (GO): cell adhesion; angiogenesis
Molecular function (GO): protein homodimerization activity; protein heterodimerization activity
Source: RefSeq, a predicted model, not a curated record